AUGGCGGGAGUUGAAGGCUCACCAGGGAGCUCCAUGCAUGGAGUCACGGGCAGAGAGCAGACCUUUGCCUUCUCCGUAGCCUCCCCUGUUGUCCCCACCGACACGACUGCCAAGUUCGACCUCCCCGUCGACUCUGAGCACAAGGCCAAGGUGUUCAAGCUCUUCUCCUUCGCCAACCCCCACAUGCGGACCUUCCACUUGUCUUGGAUCUCCUUCUUCACGUGCUUCGUCUCGACCUUCGCGGCUGCCCCCCUGGUCCCCAUCAUCCGGGACAACCUUGGCCUCACCAAGCAGGAUGUCGGGAAUGCUGGGGUCGCCUCCGUGUCUGGUUCCAUCUUCUCCAGGCUUAUGAUGGGCGCUAUCUGUGACCUCUUGGGCCCACGGUAUGGAUGUGCAUUCCUCAUCAUGUUGUCCGCCCCAACCGUGUUCUGUAUGUCGUUCGUCGCUGACGCUGGGGGCUACAUCGCGGUCCGGUUCAUGAUCGGGUUCUCGCUGGCCACAUUCGUGUCGUGCCAGUACUGGAUGAGCACUAUGUUUAACAGCAAGAUCAUCGGGCUGGUGAAUGGGACCGCAGCGGGGUGGGGCAACAUGGGGGGCGGGGCCACCCAACUGCUCAUGCCGGUGGUCUACGAGAUCAUCAAGAAGGCGGGUUCCACCCCAUACACUGCCUGGAGGAUCGCCUUCUUCGUCCCUGGGUGGCUACAUGUGAUCAUGGGCAUCUUGGUGCUAACCAUGGGGCAGGACCUGCCUGACGGGAACUUGGGUGCCCUCCAGAAGAAGGGUGACGUUGCCAAGGACAAAUUCUCCAAGGUGUUUUGGUAUGCAAUCACGAACUAUAGGACGUGGAUCUUUGUUCUUCUCUAUGGCUACUCCAUGGGAGUCGAGCUGUCAACCGACAAUGUCAUUGCAGAGUACUUUUACGACCGGUUUAACCUCCAGCUCCACACUGCGGGAAUCAUCGCAGCCUCCUUUGGGAUGGCCAACUUCGUUGCCCGACCAUUUGGAGGGUAUGCCUCGGAUGUAGCCGGCCGAUACUUCGGCAUGAGGGGAAGGCUGUGGACCUUGUGGAUCCUGCAGACCCUUGGGGGCGUGUUCUGUAUCUGGCUAGGCCGGGCCAACUCUCUCCCGAUCGCGGUCCUGGCAAUGAUCCUCUUCUCCCUUGGGGCCCAGGCUGCCUGCGGGGCCACGUUCGGUGUCAUCCCAUUCAUUUCCAGGAGGUCCUUGGGGAUCAUCUCGGGCCUGACAGGCGCUGGUGGGAACUUUGGUUCUGGGCUGACCCAGUUGAUCUUCUUCUCAAGUGCGAGCUUCUCCACGGCGACAGGCCUGUCCCUCAUGGGGGUGAUGAUCAUGUGCUGCACGCUGCCCGUGACACUCGUGCACUUCCCGCAAUGGGGGAGCAUGUUCCUCCCUCCUUCCAAGGACAUUGUUAAGUCGACCGAGGAGUUCUAUUAUGGGUCGGAGUGGAACGAGGAGGAGAAGCGCAAGGGGAUGCAUCAGGCAAGCCUCAAGUUCGCCGAGAACUCACGCUCGGAGAGAGGGAGGAAGGUGGCCUCGGCGCCCACUCCCCCCAAUACAACACCCGCCCAUAAUGUUUGAUGAUUCGACCCAAGCCCAGGACUCGAUCCCCGGUCGACUCAUCAAGAUUGAAAUAGCAGUUGCAUCACCUCUAAUCAAGGUUAAUUUACUUCAAGUUUGCUACUAAACUAUGUAUACUAUGCAUCAUAUACUUGUUUGAAUCCUUAUUAUGGAGAUCUGUCCGCGUCAUGCGUGUUUGUGUCUUCAAGGACAGCAUUUGCAAAGGUGGCAAUAUUUAAUGCAAUCUUCUCAAUCAUAGAAUUUGUAUACUAUAAAUGAAGAGAGAUCUCAGUUUCAGAUAAA
This is a messenger RNA of Punica granatum (pomegranate), 1878 nucleotides long. Lineage: Eukaryota; Viridiplantae; Streptophyta; Magnoliopsida; Myrtales; Lythraceae. The record is from RefSeq and is a predicted model, not a curated record.